Messenger RNA from Phymastichus coffea, 2002 nucleotides. RefSeq lists its product as uncharacterized. The coding region runs from base 146 to 2002 and encodes 618 amino acids. The record is from RefSeq and is a predicted model, not a curated record. The transcript is spliced from 6 exons. NCBI's taxonomy places the organism in Eukaryota, Metazoa, Arthropoda, Insecta, Hymenoptera, Eulophidae. Gene Ontology annotation, cellular component: preribosome, large subunit precursor; Las1 complex. Gene Ontology annotation, biological process: maturation of 5.8S rRNA; maturation of LSU-rRNA. Gene Ontology annotation, molecular function: endonuclease activity.
CCGAUCGACUAAGAAAGUCUGUCAAGUUUUAUUUAAUGCACGAAAUAUUGUAAAACCUUUCAAAAAGUCUUAGCUACUAUUGUGUUAUUGGAAUGCCUAUAUAUUGUGAAUUAGGCGCCUGAAAUCUAACAGAUGCAAAAAUAAAAUGGCGUUGACCGGCAAACAAGAAGGAUUGAUACACGUGCCUUGGUCAUCUACGGAGGAAUGGCAUCGUGUUUACAAGAAAAUUUAUUCUGGCGACAUUACCGAGCAAAUAGAAGCUCACGAAAUUUUACUCGUUUGGAAAGCCAGAAUACCAAAGUUACCAGUCGGUGUAGAAUGCACUCUUGGUUUGAUUCAAGUUUGCCUCCGUGAUCAAGAAUGGAUUCCAAAAAUUACUAACGGUGAAAUGCCUAAUUCUUAUGAAAACGAUUUGCGUAUGAUGUACUCCACUGCGAUUAUGAAAUUUCUUAAUCACAUUUCAAAUAUUGCCCACAAAAAACAGACUUCUUUAUUUCUUAUUGCCAAGCAAUUGAAUAUUCCUGAAUGGAUUGUUGACCUCCGACAUGACACUGCUCAUGGCCAUGAAUUACCAUCCAUUGAUGUUAUGCGCAUUGUUGCAAAUAUUUUACUGGCAUGGCUACAUGAAGAGUAUUGGGCUGCAGAAGCAAAUAAUUUACAAACAUCAGAAUUAGAUGAUUCAGAGGCUAGUGAAACUGAAUCGCAAAAAACAUUGAUUGAUUUAUUUGAGUUGUGGACAGCUGUCAGUUUAUAUAUCAAAGUUCAAUAUGCCUAUGUGUCAGAUCUUCCAGAUGCAGAAAUGAGGAAGACAAUUGAAAAUGUUGUAAAUAAAACAAAUAGCAAAGUAAUGAACAAUAAAAUGAAACUUACGUCAGUAUUAAACACUUUACUACUAGAACUAUCAAAAAGUCUCAGUAAAGAUGAUACUUAUUCACGAAAAGGAAGAUCUUUUAUAGAUUCAGUUUUAAAUAAUGAAGCAUUUUUAACAAGUUCAGAAAUUUUAUUUCUCUUUACGGAAGAAUCAAAUGCAACAGUGAAAAAUUGUUUACCAAUCAAUUUAAUUGACUUUUGGGAAAAUAUUUUACUUUUGCUACAAGAAAAAAAGUUGUUAUUAUUACUUUUCUUGGAACUUAUUGAAUUGAUAAAAGACGAGAAAGAUCAAAAUAGAAAGCUGCUAGCAGCUUUGUGGGUGAAAACUUUAGCUCAAGCCUAUAAUAAACAAAAGAUAGCCAGAAGUAUCUACCAAACUCUGGAACAAGAUAUUGAUGACGUUGGAAAUUCAUUCUCUAACAAAGUUUUGAUUGACAAUGUUCACCAACAAGUCAAUAAAAGAUACCCAGAGUUAAGGAAUGUUUUUUCUUUGAAUAUACAUGGAGAGUUUCCGCAUUGUUUGACGGAAAAAUCUUUCGUGAAGAGGCUCAUUUUACAUUCUAAUGAAUUUUCUGAACAUUAUGUUCCUGAAAUCUUGAAAAUAUCGUCUUUUCUUAGCCAUGAUCCGAAUACUAAAGAUAAAAUAUUAGAACUUUUGAAAGUACAAUCAUAUUCUAAGCAGGAUAAAAUGGAAACUGCAAAUACGUGUGAUACUGAUCAAAUCUAUACUGUUACAAAUAUAAAAAAAAUUGAACAAAGAAAAUGUACGCGACAAAACACUGAACAUACAGAGCCGUGGGCAGAUCGUAAAAUUCGUAAUACCAAGUGGAAUAUUGCUGAUGCAAAUCAUGAUUGGAGCUUAUGCCCAAUUGGCACUUUACCGUGGAAAAUAAACGAUUUUCAACCAAUCGAACCGAUGACGGUGCCACAGUCUGACAUUCGCUAUGCUAUCAUUAGAAACACCGAAAUGCCAAAAAUUAUCGAUUCGAACAGGUUAAAAUUACACAGUAAAAUUCAAUGGGAAAAUAUAAUAAAGAAAAAAAAGCAAACAAAAAAGAAAUCAAUGCCGAGUGAAAUUACUGUUAUUAGUCGGGUAGUUGAAAAUGUCAAGAGUAUGCAAAACCAAAGCUAA